Molecule: messenger RNA, 861 nt
Organism: Annulohypoxylon maeteangense
Lineage: Eukaryota; Fungi; Ascomycota; Sordariomycetes; Xylariales; Hypoxylaceae
Product: ubiquitin-conjugating enzyme/RWD-like protein
Exons: 2
Coding region: 299-820 (173 amino acids)
Biological process (GO): protein polyubiquitination
Cellular component (GO): nucleus
Molecular function (GO): ubiquitin conjugating enzyme activity
Source: RefSeq, a predicted model, not a curated record
CCUGUCUAGUCCAAUUGGAUACCUACCAAGUUGUCGGCGCCGGAGCUUUAUUGCCCUUAGGUCCAUAUCAUAUCAUACAUGUAGCUUGGCCAGCUUGGUCUUCUCUCAAUCUUGGAAAUCUUGGGUAUCUAUCUCAACCAACCCUUGGAAAUCUCGAGAUCUCUCCAGAAUAGAUCCAACUUUAGAUUUCUUCAUCAACCCCUUUCGAUAACUCCAUCGCUCCAAAUUUAUGUAAACGUUGUCAAGGCGAAGAAAAGAAAAGGAAAUAAGUUUGGGCUUACUCGUGUCGUGAGAACCUAUGUCAUCUAAUAAUAUGUCCGUGUCGGCGGCCUCCCCACUCAAUGCGACGAAACGUCUGCUGAAGGAACUCGCCGUCUGGGAGAAGGAGGCGCCGAAUGAGACGGGGAUAGAACGCCUGGGGCCAGUGAGUGAGGAUGAAUUAUUGCACUGGGAAGCCGUCAUCAACGGACGGGGUGUAGGAUCUGGUUACGAUGAAGGCCGUUGGCUCCUCGACAUAUCGGUACCGCCGUCGUACCCCCUACAACCCCCCAAGAUUUCCUUCGAGACGCCAAUCGUGCAUGCCAACAUUGCCUUCCGAAGCGGCGAGAUCUGUCUCGAUUUAUUGAAAGAAGCGUGGACGCCAGCGUACAGCGUUCUAGAGUGCGUGCGCGCUGUGCGAAUGCUGCUAAGCUGCCCCGAAACAGACAGUCCCCUCAACGUCGAUGUCGCAGCUUUACUACGCGGUGGCGACGUCCUCGGCACCCGGCGACUCGUCGAAUUCUGGGUUCGCGAUGAAGCGGGACGGUAUGAGGGAAGGUAGUAAAUACGGAAUCUACCUAGGGCUACAAAAUACCGAAGAUU